Messenger RNA from Aspergillus candidus, 954 nucleotides. RefSeq lists its product as uncharacterized. Bases 620 to 898 code for a protein of 92 amino acids. NCBI's taxonomy places the organism in Eukaryota, Fungi, Ascomycota, Eurotiomycetes, Eurotiales, Aspergillaceae. The record is from RefSeq and is a predicted model, not a curated record. The transcript has a single exon.
AAUACAAGGCAUCAAUACAGGUGGCCAUUUGCCACAAACCCAAACCAUCACGGGCUGCGCCACAUCAGUUGGAGUCAAUCUAUAUCAUGAUUACUAUUGAGAUCAUUCUUAAGGAGCGUUUGUCCAGUUCUCGGUAUAAUCCUAUCCAACCUCUUCUCCCUCACUGCCUAGAGAGCAGGGAGAUAAGACAGGGAUGAGAACCCUUCCGGAAGUCAGAAUGCACGCCUUACCACUGGGACCUCAAAACUGUUCCUGGACACAUCCAUGGAACCAUUGGAAUGUCGAAUCCAGCCAGGCUGAGAGUUGAACUUGUGGGGCGUUGUCAAAUAUGCUGAUUGCUGAGUGAGACGGACAGACAUCUCCAUAGUACGGAAGGACGGUAGAAAAUAGUAUGGAGGAAAUUUAAUAAUAGGAACUCGGUCAGCGCCAUCCCCGUCAUGCGAUCAUCCUCUCGAUGUGGCUGGUAUUCCAAUGCACCAGCCCGUGUCAAGGAAACUACCGCUCAAAUCAGCCCUCUAGUCCAUGGAAGGAUCAAACCGAUUGCUACUAGUCAGUCGGGAUUCCGGACGCGCACUCGGCGGCCGAUCCUUACCCCGAGGAGAACUUUUUACCUGCAAAGAUGACCUCACCGUGGAUUGUUCCAUCUGACUACAAGUCUUGGGAGGUGGAUGAUCUUCCUUUUCUUUCAAGUUUCUUUCAAGUUUCUGGCAACUUUCUUGGUCUUUUUUUUUGUCUCGUCAGGAUGUAUCCCACCGCCUCUAGUUCCAAUUUUAAUCAACUUCCAACUUCCAACUUCCCACUUGCCGCGCUUUGCAGGCUGCCGUUGAUCGGCUGCAUCCUGGGCCCUACUUACGGAGUACAUGUCAUUAGGCCCUACCUACGGAGUACAUGUCAUUAGGACACGACCGCCUGCAUCACUUGGGAAGAUUAUCUUUCUUUACCUGGUCUCUACAU